Prunus armeniaca (apricot) is the source of this 207-nucleotide messenger RNA. Lineage: Eukaryota; Viridiplantae; Streptophyta; Magnoliopsida; Rosales; Rosaceae. The record is from the annotation of a GenBank genome assembly.
AUGAAGGAUUUAGGUGAUCUGAAGUACUUUCUCAUAAUCGAAGUAGCAAGAUCAAAAAUCGGUAUAUUUUUGUCUCAACAGAAGUAUGUAAUGGAUCUACUCACUGAAACACGAAUGCUUGGAUGUAAGCCUGCUGACACACCCAUUGAGAUGAAUCAUAAGUUGUGUGAAGACAUGGACCAAGAACCAACCAAUAAGGAACAGUAG